Messenger RNA from Acanthoscelides obtectus, 465 nucleotides. The record is from the annotation of a GenBank genome assembly. Lineage: Eukaryota; Metazoa; Arthropoda; Insecta; Coleoptera; Chrysomelidae.
AUGUGUACUUGUGGUCAACCCAAUCACCCAGGAGAGCCGUGCAAUGAACAUAAGAAAUGUAUCAACUGUGAAGGACAGCAUGCUGCUGAUUCUAGAGAAUGUCCGCGGAUGAAGGAAGAAGUUGCCAUCCAAAGAGUGAGGACGCUAGAAAAAAUUAGUUAUCUGGAGGCAAAAAGGAAAGCGGGAAUAGGAAUUCUGACACAAAAUCAAAGCUUGAACCCCAGCAGCUCAGUCACUAAGAAAGCCAAGGCCAUUCUUGGAAGGGAGCAAAGACUCGAAAACCCAACAGCAACAGAAAUACUGGAUCACCUUAAGCAAAAGCUCAAGGCUAUGGCUAAAAGCUCCGACGGUAUAAGGAAAGUAACACAAGACGUCAACACAAUAGUCAGUUUAGCAGGAGUGAAAGGAGCUUUUAUAAAAUUUAGAGUCAGAAGAUCACGAGCCUCAAACCCUGAAAGAAAAUAA